AUGGAGGAAGCCGAUCGAUUUAUACCAGCAGAGAAAGAAGAGAAAGUCAACCCAGAAGUUCCAUCAUCUGAGCAUCUUUGCUAUGUUCGCUGCAACUUCUGCAGCACUGUUCUUGCGGUUGGGAUUCCAUGCAAGAGGCUGCUGGAGACUGUGACAGUCAAAUGUGGUCAUUGCAAUAAUCUCUCCUUUCUCAGCACCAGACCUCCCAACCAAGGCCAAUGUCUUGAUCACCACCAACUGAGUCUUCAGGGAGAUGCUAGUAGUGAAAAGCGGUUAUUCAAGGAGAAGCAAGGGUCCUGGACUGAUUUCAGAAAUGGCGAAUCCUCAUCCUCUUCGACAUCUUGCCAGCCACUGGUGCCCCACGAGAUACAGCGUAUCAAAGCUGCCAAUCCUGAGAUACCACACAGAGAAGCUUUUAGCACUGCAGCUAAAAAUUGGGCUAGGUUUGUACUUUACAAGGGAAAUCAGAGGCGUGAAGAGGGCAUCGCUGGCUCUAGAGAGCAGUUUUUCAUGUCUCAUACUUUCUAA
Molecule: messenger RNA, 528 nt
Organism: Dovyalis caffra
Lineage: Eukaryota; Viridiplantae; Streptophyta; Magnoliopsida; Malpighiales; Salicaceae
Source: the annotation of a GenBank genome assembly